Molecule: messenger RNA, 1809 nt
Organism: Morus notabilis
Lineage: Eukaryota; Viridiplantae; Streptophyta; Magnoliopsida; Rosales; Moraceae
Product: probable LRR receptor-like serine/threonine-protein kinase At1g05700
Exons: 10
Coding region: 1-1809 (602 amino acids)
Source: RefSeq, a predicted model, not a curated record
AUGGUACUCAUGUCUAAAUAUAUUCUCUUUGCGAUAUUACAAGGCGCAUUUAUACUUCUGUCUGUUUUGGUUCAGGCUCAGGAUCAAGCAGGCUUCAUUAGCAUAGACUGUGGGACAUCCGGCGACUCUAGCUAUACGGAUGAAGAAACGGGCUUCACUUACCUUUCAGACUCGAACUUCGCAGAGACCGGUGAAAAUAGAGACGUCUCAGCUGCGUACAAAUUGCUAACAGAUGAAAAGCAGUUGUGGAAUGUUCGAAGCUUCCCUGAAGGAACAAGAAACUGUUACACGCUCAAACCUUCGCAAGGCAAAGAUACUAGGUACUUGAUCCGAGCAAGAUUCAUGUAUGGAAACUACAAUAACGAAAGCACUGUCCCAGAAUUCGAUUUAUAUGUUGGAGCUAAUCUAUGGGAUAGAGUAGUAAUUAAGUAUUCAUGGACCAUCAUAAACAAAGAAAUCAUAUAUGUCCCAUCGUCAGAUUAUAUACAUGUUUGUCUAGUAAACACAGGUUUAGGGGUUCCAUUCAUAUCGGUCUUAGAGUUAAGGCCUUUGAACAAUGAAACUUAUGUGAGUACAGAGGGACCACUACAACUCUAUAAGCGCUAUGAUUUUGCUUCAUCAACCGAUCGGGUAGUGAGGUACAAAGAUGAUGUUUAUGACCGUCUAUGGUCACCCUUCCAGACAGAUAUCUGGAAACCAUUAAAUACAUCUCUUAAGAAUGAUACUUCCAUAUCCAAGAACAGUUACGGAGUCCCGUUCGCGGUCAUCAACACUGCAUAUACACGAAAUAGAAGUACUAGUUACAUGGGAAUCUAUUGGAGCUCCACAAAUAGAAACUCUAAAUAUUUCUUCUACAUGCACUUUGCAGAACUUGCGAAACUAAAAAAGAACCAAUCUAGAGUCUUCAACAUCUAUAUUAAUGGGGAAUUAUGGUAUGGACCAUUUUCUCCCCCAUACUUGAGAGAAAGCACCAUAUAUAGCUUCUCGGCCAUCGAAACUGACAGUGAAGGAAUGAUAAAGAUUUGGUUUAAUAAAACCAGAAAUUCAACUCUACCACCUCUUGUAAAUGCCAUGGAGAUUUACAUACUAAAGGAGUUCUUGGACCAAGAAACAAAUCAAACAGACGUUCAAGCUAUUUUGAAUAUCAAAUUGGAGUAUGAACUGAAGCGAAACUGGCAAGGAGAUCCUUGUGCCCCUAAAGCUUACUCUUGGGAUGGUCUUAUUUGUAGUUUCGACACCACCAAUCUGCCUAGAAUUAUAUCCUUGAAUUUGUCCUCAAGUGGUUUACAAGGGAAAAUAUCUCCUUACAUUGCGGAUCUGACAAUGUUACAAUAUUUGGAUCUAUCAAACAAUAGCCUAAGUGGGAGAGUGCCCGAAUUUCUUGCUGAACUGCCAUCGCUUACGAUUUUAAACUUAAAAGGAAACAACCUCACGGGUUCAGUUCCGCCUGCACUUCUUGAAAGAUCAAAAAACGGUCUAUCACUAAGUGUUGAUAGCUAUUUGCUCGGAAAUGAAACUUCAUCUCCACCCUCAAAUAAUACUUCUUCAGCUGAUCCGGGGUACUCAUUUGGAAAGAACAAGUUUGUUCUUCCACUGCUUGCAUCGGGAUUUUACAACCUGAAAGAAAAUUUAUACAAAAAAAAAAAUGAAAAUUUUCGAACAACAUACAACCUGAGGGAGGAUGAUUCCGGCAAGCUCUGCCGCGCGAACUUGUCAUGGUUUAACAAAUUAAAUAACAACGAAGCUGUCUUUAGCAAGCAACAGCUACAUCACAACCGUAUCACAAAGUCAAAUAUCUCCCACUUGUGA